GUCACUUCAGCCGCACCAGACGCGUUUGUUUGGGAGGAAAAAUUGUAUGUUGGUCGCUUGCGCAGAAGGGUUGGGCGUUGGUAAGGUUGAAGACAUGUCAGAGUAUCUUUGAAGAAAUUUUUUGCGAUUAAAAAGAAAAUCUACGCAACUUCCCUCUCUGGGAGGCGCAGCGCACGAUGCUCUGAGAGGUGAUUCAUGCAAAUUACAACCAGAAAGCAACAAGAAAGCGGUAAAGUUUUUCUUUUGUUCAUGAUUAAGUUUAACCAGUUAAUUUUAACAACUGAAGUAGCUAAAGCGAAAUAUAGGGAUAUAUUUGAGUCUUGUCAUGCUUUAUUGUAAUAUAAUUCCGUACAAAAAAACAUACUUUUAAAAACGUUUAGAUUUUCAGUUUCUAAUAUUAGCAGCAUGUUCACAAGAAGUUUGAUAUAAUUUGAAUCAUGUUGUGUUUUAACUACCAAAUUAACUGCAUAUUUUGCUGUAGUUUUAAACCCUGUAUAUCACAGUUAUCUAGAUUGAAACUCUACCCUCUUCUUUUUUUAUCCCAACAAUUUCCAAGUUGGGACUGAGAUACGGCAACAACAAUGUCCCAGCUAUAUUAUAGGAAAACAGCCAAUUCCUCAUACAGGGACCGCAUCCCUCUACGGAUUGUGAGGGCAGAGGCUGAGCUCUCUGCCAUGGAGAAAUUCUAUCUGGGGGCUGUAGAAAAGGGGGACUAUGCGAGUGUAAAGCAAGCUUUGGAGGAGGCUGAGAUCUACUUCAGAAUUAACAUCAACUGCAUUGACUCCUUGGGGCGCACAGCCCUCCUUAUUGCCAUUGAAAACGAGAACCUGGAGAUCAUAGAGCUGCUGCUCAGCUGCAACGUAUAUGUGGGUGAUGCCCUGCUCCACGCCAUCCGUAAAGAAGUUGUAGGGGCUGUUGAACUGCUGCUGAACCACAAGAGGCCACGUGGGGACAAACAGAUCCCACCAAUUCUGCUGGACAAGCAGUUUUCAGACUUCACUCCAGACAUUACUCCAAUCAUUCUUGCAGCUCACACCAACAACUAUGAGAUCAUCAAACUUCUUCUGCAGCAUGGUGUUUCAAUACCUCAGCCACACGCUGUGCAUUGCAACUGUGUGGAAUGUGUGUCCAGUACAGACGUGGACGGCCUGCGCCUCUCACGCUCUCGUCUUAAUAUCUAUAAGGCCCUUUCCAGCCCGUCUCUCAUUGCCCUGUCCAGUGAGGACCCCUUUCUCACUGCUUUUCAACUCAGCUGGGAGCUGAAAGAGCUCAGCACAGUGGAAAACGAGUUUAAGUCAGAGUAUGAGGAGCUGUCUCAAAUGUGUAAACAGUUUGCCAAGGACCUCUUGGACCAGACCAGGAGCUCCAAAGAGCUCGAAAUUAUCCUCAACUACCGUGAUGACAUUAACCCCCUACUGGAUGAGAACACCAAUGAUCUGGCCCGACUGAAGCUGGCUAUCAAAUAUUGCCAGAAAGAGUUUGUUGCUCAGCCCAACUGCCAGCAGCUGUUGGCAUCUCGGUGGUACGAUGAAUUCCCAAGCUGGAGGAGGCGACACUGGGCAGGAAAGCUCAUCACCUGUAUCUUCAUUGGUCUCCUUUUUCCACUGUUAUCCAUCUGCUACUUGAUUAUGCCAAAAACUCGUUAUGGCCUGUUUAUCCGUAAGCCCUUUGUCAAGUUCAUCUGUCACACUGCUUCUUACCUGACCUUCCUUUUACUGCUCUUCUUGGCCUCACAACAUAUUGACUCUACUCACCCUGGCUGUCAAGCCCCGGACUUACAGCACCUUACAGCACACCCGGACUUACAUGGCCCACCACCCACCACUGUGGAAUGGAUGAUCCUCCCCUGGGUGAUUGGCUUUAUAUGGACUGAGAUCAAACAAAUGUGGGAUAGUGGUUUUGAGGACUAUAUGGAUGACUGGUGGAACAUAAUGGACUUCAUAAUGAAUUCCUUGUAUCUUGCAACUAUCUCUCUGAAGAUUGUUGCAUAUGUAAAGUACCAUGGUUACAAAUCCAGGGAGAGCUGGGGAUCAUGGCACCCAACUUUGGUGGCAGAGGCAUUGUUUGCCAUCGCCAACAUCUUUAGCUCAUUGCGCCUCAUCAGUCUCUUCACUGCCAACUCCCACUUGGGUCCCUUACAGAUUUCACUGGGCCGCAUGCUUCUCGACAUCCUCAAAUUCCUCUUUAUCUACUGUCUAGUGCUGUUAGCAUUUGCUAAUGGCCUCAAUCAGCUCUACUAUUACUAUGCAACACCGGGUGAAAAUAAUUGCACGGGUAUCCGCUGCAAUAUCCAAAACAACGCCUUUUCAACAUUGUUCGAAACACUACAGUCAUUAUUCUGGUCUAUAUUUGGCCUGAUUAACCUCUAUGUGACCAAUGUGAAACCUCAUCAUGAAUUUACUGAGUUUGUAGGCUCUACUAUGUUUGGCACCUAUAAUAUCAUCUCCCUGGUGGUGCUUCUAAACAUGUUAAUUGCAAUGAUGAACAACUCCUACCAGCACAUCGCUGAUCAUGCAGAUAUUGAAUGGAAAUUUGCAAGAACAAAAUUAUGGAUGAGCUAUUUCGAAGAAGGGGGAACUUUACCAUCUCCAUUUAAUAUAAUACCAAGUCCAAAGUCAGUUUACUAUCUGUUUGGAUGGAUAAAAACACAUGUGUUUAAAAGACCAAACAAAAAAACACUUGAAAACUUCCAGACUUUGGGGAUACGUGCAGCAGAAAAUGUCAGAUUAAGCCACGAGUAUCAGGAGGUUUUAAAGAGCCUUGUGAAGCGGUAUGUGGCUGCAAUGAUCAGAGAUGCGAAGACAGAGGAGGGGUUGACGGAGGAAAAUUUCAAGGAACUUAAGCAAGAUAUCUCCAGCUUCCGCUAUGAAGUUCUGGGUAUGAUGAAGGGUAAACCUUAUUGUGGAGUAGCAAGUCAAGUCGCAAGCUCUACUUUGGCUUACCCUGGAAACCCAUUCAAAUAUUGUCCCAAAGUCUCUGCUGAUGAGCCUCAAGAAAAGCUGAACAAGCAUCAUGUGAUCACCAGCACCUCUACAACGACCCUGCAAAGUGAAGCCGCACACACCUCCAGCUCUAUUUGCUUUGAUAUACCAGCUAAUGGCUCUUAUGAUUCAUCUACUACUGAAAACCCUCCCAGCAAAAUGUCAGGCGCUUUAAAUGCUGGAUCUUCUAAGAGACAGCGAAAAGUCACCUUUCAGAAUUAUGAUGAAAAAUAUUCCUUUUCAGAAGCAGAUAUGUUUGAAUCUGAUGGUCAAAACCAAGACCGGCCUGAAACUAACAAAAUUAAUGUGGAAGUCUCAGAAAAAGUACAGAUGGACAUUAAGGAGAUGGAUCUUCCUUGCACUCUCCAUUCUAAGGAAGUGAACAAUGGGCCAAAAAUAUAUAAAAAUUAAUCUGUUAAUGACUGAAAUUUUCAGUCAUGCUAAAGAAACAUUUCUGCUUCAGUUUAUACACAUCCAUUACUACAUCUACCAUUGCUAAUGUUUUAAUUGAACCCCAAGUCAGUUAUGAUGAGCAGUACAAUAUUUACACUUCAGUUACGCAGGGUGUAACUGUCAGUUAUUCCCUGCGGGACCAAAGAAAAGUUGCCAAGAAAAAUAGAAGAUCACACUAAUAUUUUCUUUACCAAGUUUAGCUUUGAUUACAGCAUGCAUUCGCUGUGGCAUUGUUUUGAUAAGAGUCUUCAAUGUCACAAGAUUUAUUUCCAUAUUUAUUUUUCACCAAGAUCUUGUAUUGAUGAUGGGAAAGUCAGACUACUGCAAAAAGCCUUCUCCAGCACAUCUCAAAGAUUCUCAAUGGUUUUCAUGUCUGGACCCUUCAGUGGCCAAUUUGUGUGUGAAAAUGAUGCCUCAUACUCCCUGAACUAGGGAUGGGCGAUACCAACAUUUUUUCUGGUGAUACGAUAUCAUUAGUUUAUAGUUAUUUUUCCUCAAUACUGAUAUUGAUAUCAAUAAUUCUUGACCCUUAAAGCAAAUUUCCGAUUGUACAGUGUGCAUUAAUAUUGUUAUUGCAAGGGCAGUAUGAAAUAUAAAUAAACUCAAGAACAUCAGAUGCAUACAUCAAAUGUAUUAAAGAUCUGGUAAUUGGUUGUGAAUAUAAUGCUAGCAACUGAGAGUUUAAUCACCUCUAUAUAUGGUUUAGAUUGCUUGCCUUAAGCCUUGCAUGGCUCUCUGACCCAGAACUUUAGUUUAGAAUGCCUCAGGCCAUUCUUUUGGCUCUACAAAUAUCCCCUCAGAGUGAGAACGUAUUACUCUUUCAACAUGGUUAUUUAAUAAAUGAGAAGCUUCACGUUGCAUCAUUUGAAGUUAAAUAACUUGUUUCCAGCUGAACGAUAAUCGCCUAUGCAGUAAUUGUCCAAGAGAAGGCUUGUACUGAUUUGCUUAGUUAAAUCCACGUGGCAACUUUUCUUCUUUUUGUCUCUUAAUAUGUUGUGCUCACUUGGUGCUCAGGGAAUUGUGAAACUUGUUUAUUAUUUAUACUUUACCUUGAUAAUAAUUCCAAAGAGUUCCAACACCCUGGUGCUUUGUAUACCUCUUCCACACUGACCUGUCCUUUUACAGUGAUAUGCAAAAAUACUGUUGUACCUCAAGCUUCUUCCCUUUGCAGCAGUAUUGCUUAUCAUUUGUUGCUGUUAUUUUUGUUGAAAUUAAUUAAACGGGAGAUCAGGAUAAUCAAAAUGCUUAAUAGAAAAAGAUAAAUAUGUCCCUUGUACUAAGUAUUUGAGCUAAUUUGAUAUUUCAUUUGAAUACUUUGAUUUACCAUUUGCUCUUGUUUCAUUUGAUGUAUUUUUCAGGCUUAUGGGCCUUUUAGAAAUAGUUUGUUACUCUAGGACUAGUGAUAUGUCAGUCAGCUUUAUUUAUAAGCACAUUUAAAAACAUGUUGACCUAAGUGCUGGACAAGAGAAGAGAUAAAAUACAAAUAAAAAUACAAAUAAAAGUGGGACUUAACAACAAUAAAACAUAUAAAAGCAACAAAAGAAUAUAAAAAACAUUCCUCAAACUAUUAAUAAUUUAGCAGGAAAUACCAAAACUUAUUCUAGUUUCAAGGCUAGAGAGUAAAAAUAAGUCUUUAAACAAGAUUUGAAAAUGUCCACGGUAGGUGAGAUCUUAAAUAUGAAGGGGGAGGCUGUACCACAGAUUGGGGGGCAAUAACAGAAGAAGUUCUGUCCCCUCUUAGUUUCAGCAUGGACCUUGGGACAGCAAAGAGCAACUGGUCAGCAGAUCUCAGCCAUCUAGACAGAGCAUGUGAAAGUAAAAGAUCAGAAAAAUGAGGGGAGCAACCUGUUUAAAGAUUUAAAAACAAACAAUAAAAUAUUAAAAUUAACUCUAAAACGAACAGGGAGCCCGUGCAAAGAACAAAACUGGUGUAAUGCAGUCUGUACCAAGUGCUAGUAAGCAUCCAGGCUGCAGCAUUUUAGACCAACUGCAGAUGGCACAAAAGUGACUGAACCACACCUGAACAGAGGCAAUUGCAGUAAAGUCUUGAAGAAAAUAAAGUGAGAAUUACUCUCCAAAUCAGAAAAAAAAGAAAA
Molecule: messenger RNA, 5530 nt
Organism: Melanotaenia boesemani (Boeseman's rainbowfish)
Lineage: Eukaryota; Metazoa; Chordata; Actinopteri; Atheriniformes; Melanotaeniidae
Gene: trpc4b
Product: transient receptor potential cation channel, subfamily C, member 4b
Exons: 10
Coding region: 582-3392 (936 amino acids)
Biological process (GO): regulation of cytosolic calcium ion concentration; manganese ion transport; calcium ion transmembrane transport
Cellular component (GO): membrane; cation channel complex
Molecular function (GO): store-operated calcium channel activity; protein binding; inositol 1,4,5 trisphosphate binding
Source: RefSeq, a predicted model, not a curated record